AUGCAUCUCAUUCACACCGGUGAAGUUUUUGCUCUUAACGGUAAAAACCAGUACCAAAGUCAGACUGUAAUCAGGCUUUGCCACAUCCAAAUAGGACAGAUAAUCCUGGACAGACCAAUUGAUCUAGGUGAAAAUUCUUCCAGCGGUGUUUACGUUGCCUUGAGAAUGCGCGGCAACACACGUCGCAUUCUGCGCUCCCCUGAAGUUAGCCUCAUUUUACCCAAACACCCCUCAUCUUCCACCGUCUCCGCUACAGCCGCCAAUUCAGGUACCCGCUGUGUUGGUGCCUACAUUCCCAUCGACCUCAACUGUACUAUUCAGUACUCUCAUAUUCUCAAAUUGGACUCUAACAUUCUGCAAAUCCUCCUUCAGAAACGCAAAAAGUAUAAAAACACGACGAUGAAUCUGGGAUAUAAAACCCUUGCCUAUUGCAACAUUAGUCUCUCGCAGGUUCUGCAACGUCGUAUUGAACACCGCUUUCUCAGCAUGCAUUCGAAUCCCAAGUGCGUUGGGCCUGCGAUCGCUCGCAUAGAGGUUCAUUGUCUCUCCACUCUACCUUGGGAGCGCGACCCCAUCAAUCCUGGAAAUAAAGGUGAGGUAGAAUCCGAUGGGUUCCUGGAGGAUGGCUGCCUACUGCCUGCAGACGUUUUCUCAGACGAUGCGGAUGACGAUUCAGACAGUGACGAGGAGGUGGACAUGGAGGACGUUGAGGCUAGUCGUUGUGGGCAUGUCGGUGGGGUGUCUUCAACCUCCACGGCUACUGCCAUCGCUGAUCGCAGUGGUCAGAAGAAGGUCCUCAAGUCUAUGUCCGUUGGGCAAAUCAAGCAAAAAGUUAUUAGCCUCCUCAAGCGGCUCAAACUGGCUGAUCCUAAUGAGGAUAUCGACACGGGCACGACGUUGCACCUCUGGGAGGAGAUUGAUAAAAUAGAGGCGGUGAGCGAUGUGGACGAAGACUCGGAUCUUGACACGGGAGGCACAGCUGAAUCGGGCUCCCUCCAAAGCGUUCCGCGGCCCUCUAUUCGACCCUUUUUUGGCCACACUGGUAGCUCUGAGGAGACUCUUAGUCUGGACGCUGGAGCUCGUCUCUUGCGUCGGUUGCAAAAGGAAGCACUGCUGACAUCGGAUCCAAUGACUUCUAGACAAGCACCAGUUUUACCUUCACCAGCUUCGGGAAUAACAGGCCCAUUCAAUGAGUCCUCCACGACUACAGAGACGGAUCUGCGGCGUCAAACAACAACCACCACCAGUGGGGGUCGUGGCGGUAUCAAAUUUCCACCUCGUUUCGGGCCGAUCAAAACGCGGCGCACCGUGCCCACCGCCAAACGGCGUCAGGUAACGUCUUCACCUCCAAUGGCGGGUGUUGGUUCAACUGCGGUUGCUCCAGUACCUUUCAAGACAAGUCCCUUCCUUAACGGUCACUAUGAGGGCGGGGAAAGAAGCUAUGGGAGGAACUCGGAUAUUCUUAAUCCACCUACAGCAACUGACCUUGAACCUCUUGAAUAUGUAAGUUUAAUGCUCCUGGUUCCGUAA
Hydatigera taeniaeformis is the source of this 1530-nucleotide messenger RNA. The record is from the annotation of a GenBank genome assembly. NCBI's taxonomy places the organism in Eukaryota, Metazoa, Platyhelminthes, Cestoda, Cyclophyllidea, Taeniidae.